Rhizophagus irregularis DAOM 181602=DAOM 197198 is the source of this 1417-nucleotide messenger RNA. RefSeq lists its product as uncharacterized. The record is from RefSeq and is a predicted model, not a curated record. Gene Ontology annotation, cellular component: endoplasmic reticulum membrane. Gene Ontology annotation, biological process: GPI anchor biosynthetic process. Gene Ontology annotation, molecular function: hydrolase activity, acting on ester bonds. NCBI's taxonomy places the organism in Eukaryota, Fungi, Glomeromycota, Glomeromycetes, Glomerales, Glomeraceae.
UUAUCUUGUGUAACAAUCAUGGGUUUUCGGAAUUUCUCUAAAUCAUAAUUUCUUCCGCGUUUCCUUUUCAGUUUUUUAUUGUCUAUCUUUUAACAAAUUGUCAAUAAGUAUCAUAUAUAACAAAUUACAGCGGAAUACAAAUGAUUUCAUUAAAAUCAAAAUUGUUACUUUUUUCUUUAUCCAUUAUUUUAUUAUAUUUACCGCCAGUUUUUUCUUCAGCAGGAGAUCGAAGUGAAGAAUUUCAGACGUGUGUUAAUACUUGUUUCUCGACAGAAUGUUCACAAGAUUCUACUUUGCCUUUAUACUUACGAUUCUUUUCUUGGACAUGUGAAGAUAAUUGUAAAUACAAUUGUAUACACAAGAUAACUAACGAAGCUAUAAGUCAGAACAAAGAAAUAGUCCAAUAUUAUGGGAAAUGGCCUUUUCACCGUCUAUUUGGAAUACAAGAACCCGCUAGUGUAAUGUUUAGCAUAUUAAAUGGAUAUGUACAUUAUCGUUAUCUACCACUCUUAAAACGUAAUAUUCCAGAUUCUUAUUAUAUGAAAAAAUUUUAUAUUUUUUAUGCCUAUAUUGGUAUAAAUAGUUGGAUAUGGUCGACUGUUUAUCAUUCAAGAGAUUUUCCUUUAACAGAAAGGUUGGAUUAUUAUUCGGCAGGGCUUUCAAUUUUAUAUUCUUUAUUUUAUGGAGUUUUGCGCAUAUUUCAAAUACGUAAUAUUCAACGAACUAGUAUAUGGGCUAUUAUAUGUAUAUCAGCAUAUAUAGCACAUGUAUCAUAUUUACAUUUUAUAAAGUUUGAUUAUGAGUAUAAUAUUUUAGCAAAUGUUACUGUUGGAAUGUCAAAUAAUGCAUUGUGGAUUAGUUGGUCAAUAUCACAUUGGUAUAAAAGGCCUGAUGAUGCUUGGAAACCAAUCGUAGGCAUUAUUUUAAUUUUAUGCGCAAUGUCACUUGAGAUUUUUGAUUUUCCUCCAUGGUGGGGAAUUUUAGAUGCUCAUGCACUUUGGCAUGCUAGCACUAUCUAUUUAAUUGCUUAUUGGUAUAAUUUCUUACUGGAAGACGCGAGAAUUGAAAGUUUUCGUGAAAGUAAAGGGAAAAAAAUUGAUAAAUAAAUUAAAAAUUAAAAUGAACAAUUUUUAUUUUUAAUUAGUAGGUUUCUUUUUACACUUGUAUCGAACUGAGUGUGAUAGCUAUAAUUUGUUCUUAUUUUCUUGCAAUUUUUGCAAUUUAAAUUGUAAUAUAAUACAAAAAAUGGUUACACCGAAAAUGAAUUGACCUCAUUAAAUAACUACGAUAUUUUAUAUAUUAAAUUGAUAAAUUAAAAUACAUUAAAAUAAUUUUUAUUAGGUAAAGCUUUACGUAUAAUCCACAACUGGAUGACGAAAUAAGUGAGAAUAAAGGAAAUAGAAAGUCAGGAAGUAGA